Messenger RNA from Phacochoerus africanus (Common warthog), 522 nucleotides. It is a transcript of the gene SYCN, whose product is annotated as syncollin. The record is from RefSeq and is a predicted model, not a curated record. Gene Ontology annotation, cellular component: secretory granule membrane. Gene Ontology annotation, biological process: exocytosis. The transcript has a single exon. NCBI's taxonomy places the organism in Eukaryota, Metazoa, Chordata, Mammalia, Artiodactyla, Suidae. Bases 40 to 522 code for a protein of 160 amino acids.
AGCAUAAAAGGCGUGGGUGCGCGGCCCCGCAGUAUCACCAUGUCCCCGCUGAGCCGACUGCUGCUGGCCCUGGCCCUGGCGGCGGUCCCCGGCAUCCAAGGCGCCUGCCCCGCGCCCGCCGAUCUCAAGAACGAGGACGGGACGCGCACGUGCGCCAAGCUCUACGACAAGAGCGACCCCUACUACGACAACUGCUGCGGCGGCGCCGAGCUGUCGGUACAGCCGGGCACGGACCUGCCCUACUUGCCCUCUGAUUGGACGAACGUCAUCUCGUCGCUCGUAGUGGCCCAGCGCUGCGAGCUCACCGUGUGGUCCAUCCGCGGCAAGGCCGGCAACACCCGCAAGUUCUCGGCCGGCUCCUACCCGCGCCUGGAAGAGUACCGCCGCGGCAUCUUCGGCGACUGGUCCAACUCCAUCUCCUCGCUCUACUGCAGGUGCCCGCCCGCCCCAGAGCCCGCACAUCCUCCUCCCAAGUGCCCAACCCCUGCAUCUGAGCCCCAGCCCCACCCCCCAGACCUCUGA